GAUAUUUCAUUUUUCUGGGAGAGGGCUGGAUGAUAACUUCCCACAGCUGUUUCCAUGACUUAGCUGCAAAAUAGCUAAUGACAUUUUAGUCUGACAAGUUGCAUUCAUACUAUAGCAUACUGUGCUAUAGUACUACCUUAUAAUUUAAUGUCAUGCAACUGGGCAAAGCAAAUUAUUACUAAUUAUGGGUGUGUUGUGAAAAUAUUGCUCAAAAUGGAAGACCUUGUAUAAAUGGAAGACUCUGACCAAGACAAUAGAGCAGAUUGCUUAUCCUUUUUUCCCCAGAAACCAUAUUCUACCAUAGAUUUUUUGCAUCAAGAUUCCAUAAACACAUGAAUAGGAUUUUUCAGUUGAAGAUAUAAGGAGAAAGUCACUAUACAGGUAGCUUAGAAAAGGGAAGGCCAUCUUUCAAAUAACAUUUGUUUUGGAUGCCCAUCCCAUCCCCCACCCCAAUCCAGGCCUCUCAAUCAAUGGAAACUGUCCUUUGAGUAAACGCUCAGGGCAGGUAGCAGUGUUUCCCAAUAUGGGGGGUAGAAUGGCAUAAUUCACAUAUACCAAGCCUUAGUUUGCCUGUCAAUGGUUUAUUUACUAAACCUCACUUGCCUAAGCAUUUGUAUAACACAUUAAAUUAUAAACGAACUCUGAUUUUGAAACCAUAGCAGUAUAAUUCACAUAAUAUGCUGAAGCAAAGUGGAACAAAUUUAUAAUUAAAUUAUAAAUGUAAUUAUGAAAAAAGAUUAGUGUAAUGUGUGAAUGCAUAUAUAAAAAUAGGCUUUUAGAUGUGAUGCACUACAAAUGGUGCUACUGCUAAUCAAACAUAUAUUUUUGCUUUCCAGGAUCACAGACGGAAACAUAGAACAUUACAAUCAUAAUUUCUUACAGUGGAAGGCAUGGAUUGGGACGCACGCCUCAGUUCUAUAUUGGUUGAAACAGACAGCAACAUGACCAAAAUUAAGCAACAUCUAAACACAGACAGCAUCUCUUCCAAAGCUGAUUCGUUAGUGGGCAGUAUAAAUAUUAGGAGUCCUGUUCCAACUCAGCCACAGACUGGACUACCAUCCUUGCAUUUCACAUGUGGAAUUCACCCAUGCUGUAGAAUGGCCAAUGAGGAACUUUCAACUAUCAGCCAGCAAAUACAUUCACAAGCCCAGAUUAUAGAGUCACUCACCCAAGCAGUAUGUCGGCUCAAACAAGAGAAAGAACAGCAGCAGCAAAGUAUUAAUCAUCUAGAAGGUGAAAUGAAUCGCCUACAGCAUAAUUCACCUGGUAGCUUUGAAUCAUUGCUGGGAUGCCGGAUGGAAGGGUUGAAGAAUGAGCUCUGCAGCCUUCGACAACAUGUGCUUCAUCAGUCAGAUGGAGAUUGUACUCCUGAUCUGUUUUCCUGUCCUGGCGUCAUGCAAGAUAAGUUGGAGAGUAAAAAAAUCCUAUGGCAAGAAUACGAGUGCAUCAAAAGAGAAAUAGAUCAGCUGAAACAUAAACUUGAUUGCCACGAAGAGGAACUAUACAAUCAAGUUUCUGCAACUCAUGAGAUUAAAAGAAUCCAAACCCGGUACUGUAAGAUGUUGGAAGAAUUAAUAAACACACAUAAAGCUCAGGUUCUGGAUUUUGACAAAACAAGGAAUGAAACUCAGAACACCCAACAGGAGCUCAGUGUUGUCAAAUCUACAGUGAGUGAUCUAAAAGAACAAGUGAAAUGUCUCAGCUUAGAAGACAAGUAUACUAUGCAACCCAAGAAGGAUAGCACUCAUCUGGAAAAGAAUGAAGAGUUACUGCAUGAAGAAGACUUAUCUUUCUCCUUUAGUAGUGAUGAUUCUAUCUCUGAGUUCAGUCUCACAGAUGUCAGCUCGGAUGAACUUUUCAGUGAAACAGAAGUUGUACAACUUGUUGAUGACAAGGUUUCUUUACCAAGUUUGAAACUGGAGAAUAUCCACGGAGAGGCAAUUGGUAGCAUGUUGGAGAGGGCAGAAAUCAGCAGUGAAUUAUCCACCAGUUUGCCUGAGCUGAACUUCAGUGACCUUUAAAGCAUCACUUAAGGGCUGCCUCAUGCUUUUUAAUGAGGAAACAAAUUAAAGAGAGGAAAAAAAAACAUGAGUUGUUUUCAACAUGCUAAGAUGCUUUUGUACAGAUAUUGCACGAGGUAGGAGGAGCAGAAGUCCUAUGUCCUAUGUCAUGUUGGUAUGUCAGGAUUUGCUGGGUGGGUGUGGAAUCAUUUCAAAGAAACAGUGCAUCUUGUUAGUAGCUUCCAGUGUCUCUUUCUAGAAAUGAAACAAUGGUAUUAAUGAAACCCAAUGUAUGUCAAAUAUGAUAUAUAUAUAUUUUCCCCCAAAAACUUAAAUAGUCUGUAACCUAACAUAGGCAAGAAAAAUAUUCUGGAAGUUAAUUCAACUUAAACUACAAAACCUGUUAAUUUGGUCAGUAUCUGUAAUCCAGGAAAGAAGGAAGCAUCUACUAAAGGACAGAAGAGCCUAUACUAUAUUACAUGUAUGAAACCAUUAAUUUGCCAGUGCACCAACAGGUGAUUAAGACAAACUUUGCUGUAUAUGAAUGCAUGUUAGAGUUUUGUGGUAUAGACAAGUUUUCAGGACAGUGUGGCUCAUCAUGUCUUGUUCAGGAGCAACUGGAAUUAUUGGAUAAUUCUCAGUGUGCCCAUCUUGUUUUCUUCGCCACUGAACUGUUACACUGUAGUCUUUGGGGUCAUAAGGGAACUAAUGUGUCUUAAGUGACAAGGUGUCCAAGGUUACUGAUUUUGAGUUAGGUGGGGAAGAAAUCAGUGUAGCUUCUUAAUUAUCAUGCCUUGGGUCAUUUUCAGUGAAUGGCAAAUGUUAAAAUAAAAUCUUAAGAGUCAUGCUAUAGUUAGGUUUUUAUCCAAGCUAAAAUGUAGCCUAUAUUAUUUAAGUCAAUGAGGAAAUACGUCAAACCACAUGUGGAUUUAUUUGUGCUGAAGUUUUCCUUAGUUUGCAUUGUGUCACUAAACUUUUAAAUAGAAGAAUAUUACAAUAAAGGUUACUUUCUCCUUGACAACUUUAUGGUUAAAAUCAUACACACAUGCAGGACAUCCUUGCAACUUUUAAAGUGAAAGAUUUCCAUUUGUGGGAAUUAUUAACAGAAAAGUCAUGAAUGACUUUUGAAAAGUAAAGCUACAGUAUAAAGAAUAUAGCAUAUCAGGUGUCUCUAAUAUUACAUCUCCUCUCAAAUGUGUAGUCUUUGCAUUCCUGUUACAGUCUGGAUUUAAUUUGGGCAGUGAUACAUUCUUAUUUAUUUAAAAAACAAGUUAAAAAAUAAGGCAUGUUUUCCUCCCGAA
Messenger RNA from Thamnophis sirtalis, 3301 nucleotides. NCBI's taxonomy places the organism in Eukaryota, Metazoa, Chordata, Lepidosauria, Squamata, Natricidae. The record is from RefSeq and is a predicted model, not a curated record.